Molecule: messenger RNA, 2313 nt
Organism: Linnemannia hyalina
Lineage: Eukaryota; Fungi; Mortierellomycota; Mortierellomycetes; Mortierellales; Mortierellaceae
Source: the annotation of a GenBank genome assembly
AUGUUUGUCGUCGUUCCUGCUCCAGUCUCGAGUCCCGUCUCAUCGCCGGCUCUUUCGCCUGUCACUGUUCCAACUCCAGUUUUGAGUCCCGGCCCUUCUCUGACAGGUACUCCACCACCCAACACUCCUAACACUCCAACAUGUCCCCCUACUCCAACAUUCUCCCCCACUCCAGCAACUCUCACCACCCCCACUCCAGCAACUCUCACCACCCCCUCACCUCUCCCGCCUGAUACAACCGAUCUUGUCUUUGAGCGAGCAGUCGACACACUGGACGACGCUUGCAGAGAGCGUCUCCUCCGUCCCGCGGCCGAAUACGAUGCCGAGAUCCUUCGCAUCAACAGCGACACCAGGAAAAAACAGUCGGCAGACAACACAAAGUAUGAUGGACUCAGAAGCCGAUACCGGAGUCAACUUGCCAGGAAACCACAAGAACUGGCUGCCAUUCUUUUGAUGACCAAUACUCAGGCCGACAACGCAGCCGCCCGCAUCAAGUCAAUUUCUAGUCGUCGCAAGACCGUCGCCCUUGGGAUACGUCGCCGGGCCACCGAGGCCGUCAACGAAUACCGUGCUCAUCGCCUUGUCUCUCUUCGCUCGGAUUUGGAGAUCAGGCUGACCAGGAAAGCAGAGGACUAUCGAUUGAGGGUGCAACAGCUGGAAUCCUCCCAAGCCAGGAAACUGCAACAGCAGAAAGAAACAGAGGCACUCCAUCAACAACACCAAGCCAGGAGACUGCAGCAGAAAGAGGAAAAGGAAGCACUCCGUCAACAACACCAAGCCAGGAGACUGCAGCAGAAAAAGGACAAGGAAGCACUCCGUCAACAACACCGCUUGGUCGUCGCUCGCCUAAAAGAGAUCCUAUCCAGCCUCAAGGAAACGAAACCACGAUACAAACCAGCCUUUGACACAGAUGCUAGCUUUCCUUUGCAAGAACGCCAUCAAGUUCAACCACCGCCUGUACCAGGACCCCCGACCACACAGAUCGGCCCCUUUUGCCUGUCUCCAGUAGAGGCGGCGUCCAUGCGCGUAGUUCAGGACACACACGUCGACAACUCCACCCCUCGCGUCCUGUACUCUGACGGAUCUCUUCUGAACUCGGGAACGCUAGAAGUAUCCCAGGCCUUUGGAGUGGUGGAUCUCACUCAGGACAACCCUCUGACAGUACAAGGACGAACGGACGGUCACGCAUCCUCGGCUAAGGCCGAGCUCAUGGGCUUAUUAGCCGCAGUCCUGUCAGCACCACCGGAACAGGACAUUGUGGUCAAGCUGGACAAUCAGUCAGUGGUGGAUCAGUAUAGUCGCCUGGUGAAGAAUCGUCGGGACACCUUACCGAGGAAGCGAUUCAGGAGUACAUAUGCGGGUAUCUGGGCGGUGCUUUGUCAGGUUGUGGAAUCUCGGCCAGGCGGGGUUGAGGUGGUGUGGAUCAAAGGUCACAGCAACAUCCACGGAAACGAACUUGCGGAUCAGGCGGCGAAGGUGGCAGCACAGAGUGGUUCAGUGCCCUGGAUGGUGGAUCUCACUCAACAGACGGAUAUCACGACCUUUGCACAUUGUUACGGCGGGAUUGUUGAAAUCGAUCUACGUCAGCUCCUCAAACAACAAUCGACAAUCCGUCACCAUCAGGCCUGGACGUCACAGAGGCGGGUCAAGAGGGCGAUCCCUGACAUCGAGGACGUGGAAUGGAACUCGACCUUGGCUUAUGUCCACGACAGGCACGCAGUCUUCACCUUUUACAGCAACAGCAAGGACUCCCAUCAAAGAACACAUCACAUCAAAAAGCUGCAUGGAAUGCUGCCCACUCUGAACUCCAUGCAGGCUCGCAAGCCCAACCUGUACCCAACAUGCGUGUGCCGACGAUGCGAGCUCGAGAAGGAGGAUAACGAUCACGUCUGGAAAUGCCCUUCGGCAGCUGAGACCACCACUGAGAUCUGGAAGGAGGCCAUGGGCAAGAUUAAUGAGUGGGGUGUGCAGGCGACAAACAGCUACAACGCAGCCAGGAAGCGGGAAUACAAACGCGCGGUGGACAGAGGUCGUCAGGUACCGAGGCCAGUACCCAUACACUGGUGGCCCCCUUCGGAUGCAGAUCAUGUACGAGGAUUUUCCUCCAUCGGUGGAGCUCGAGCCGUGCACAGCGGUAGUCCAGCUCUCGAUCGAGACGAGAAACCGAUGUGGAAUGUGUCGGAUCUCCUCCGCGGCAUCACCCCCUUGAGCAUGUUGACUGAAUGGUCCGCGGUCUUCCGGACCCCAAUGUCCAUCGCCAAGACAGUCCUUCACAAGUUUGUUGGCUACCUGGAGGCGCAGGCCCGGAGCUGA